Molecule: messenger RNA, 1135 nt
Organism: Lacerta agilis (Sand lizard)
Lineage: Eukaryota; Metazoa; Chordata; Lepidosauria; Squamata; Lacertidae
Product: vomeronasal type-2 receptor 26-like
Exons: 2
Coding region: 47-1135 (362 amino acids)
Biological process (GO): G protein-coupled receptor signaling pathway
Cellular component (GO): membrane
Molecular function (GO): G protein-coupled receptor activity
Source: RefSeq, a predicted model, not a curated record
AAUGUUGGCAUUGGACUAAUUAAAGCAGUGAGGUUCUUAGAUCCCAAUGAAACAAACACCUCCUCAGAUUUGUUUUCUUGAUGCUAAUUACUAUUUUGUUUAUGGACAGGUACUGCCACUUUCUGUGUGCAACGACAACUGCUAUCCUGGUUACAGUAGGAAAGAGAAGGAGGGAGAGAAAUUUUGCUGCUAUGAUUGUAUUCAUUGUCCAGAAGGGAUGGUUUCUGGCCAGAAGGAUGUAGAUGUCUGUGAAAAUUGUCCAGAAGAUCAGCAUCCUAAUGUUGACCAAAAUCAAUGCAUUCCCAAAGUUCUAAGCUACCUGUCUUAUGAAGAAACAUUGGGGAUCGUUUUAGCUAUCUUGGCUGCUUCUUUGUCUUUGGUCACAUCUUUAGUGCUUGGAACUUUUAUUAAGCACAGGGACACUCCCAUAGUCAAAGCCAACAACCGAACCCUCACCUAUAUCCUCCUCAUCUCCCUCCUCCUUUGCUUCCUCUGCUCCUUGCUCUUCAUUGGACAGCCUGGACACAUGACCUGCCUUCUCCGGCAAAUGGCUUUUGGGAUAAUCUUUUCUGUGGCCCUUUCCUCAGUGUUGGCAAAGACCAUCACUGUGGUUCUGGCAUUCAUGGCAACUAAACCAGGAGCCAGCUUGAGGAAAUGGGUAGGGAAAAGGCUGACAAACUCAGUUGUCUUUUCUGGCUCUUUUAUUCAAGCUGGCAUUUGUAUGAUUUGGUUAAGUACUUCUCCUCCAUUUCCAGAUACAGACCUGCAUUCACUGAGUGGGACAAUCUUAGCAGAAUGUAAUGAGGGAUCAGCUUCCAUGUUUUACUGUGUCCUGGGCUAUAUGGGCUUCCUUGCAGUUGUCAGCCUCACUGUGGCUUUCCUAGCCAGGAAGUUACCUGACAGCUUCAAUGAAGCCAAGUUCAUCACUUUCAGCAUGUUGGUGUUUUGCAGUGUGUGGUUAUCCUUUGUUCCCACCUAUCUGAGCACUAAAGGAAAAUACAUGGUGGCUGUGGAGAUCUUCUCCAUCUUAUGCUCCAGUGCUGGGUUACUGGGUUGUAUUUUUACCCCAAAAUGCUACAUCAUUGUGGUGAGGCCAGAGCUGAACAACAGAGAACAGCUAAUAAGAAGAAAAUAA